Callorhinchus milii (elephant shark) is the source of this 1494-nucleotide messenger RNA. It is a transcript of the gene tfb1m, whose product is annotated as transcription factor B1, mitochondrial. Gene Ontology annotation, cellular component: mitochondrial matrix. Lineage: Eukaryota; Metazoa; Chordata; Chondrichthyes; Chimaeriformes; Callorhinchidae. Gene Ontology annotation, molecular function: rRNA (adenine-N6,N6-)-dimethyltransferase activity; mitochondrial transcription factor activity. Gene Ontology annotation, biological process: rRNA methylation; transcription initiation at mitochondrial promoter. The record is from RefSeq and is a predicted model, not a curated record. The transcript has 8 exons. Bases 331 to 1392 code for a protein of 353 amino acids.
CUAAAACCCGGCUGGCUGGACCCAUUGGGGGCUGGGGUUCUGGUCUGGCAAACCGGUAUAUCUGCAAAGUGUCAUUUACAAUGCCAGUACCAGCACUUACCAGCUUUUUGGUGCUGGCUUUUUUCAGCUCUGAAAAAUACCAGUACCGGCAUUGUAAUUGCUUGAAUUUUGCUUCUGCUUGUGAGAUUCAAACUGAGAGUCAUAUCCUUACCAACUGAAGGCCAGCAAAGAUGGUGAAGUGGGGGGCACGAGUUAGGAGUGGGGCCGGCAGGGGUCUACUCACGUCAGCUCACAAGUAGUCCCUUCAAAAAAAAUCUCAAGAAUUGGAAUAUGGCAACGGGAAAAAUUGCAUCUUUCCGAUUACCACCUCUUCCCACGAUCGGAGAAAUUAUAAAGUUGUAUAAACUCAGAGCUGAAAAGCAACUCUCUCAGAACUUCCUGUUGGAUUUAAGACUGACAGAUAAAAUUGUCCGAAAUGCUGGGAGUUUAAAGGACUCGUAUGUUUGUGAAGUUGGCCCAGGUCCAGGUGGCAUCACCCGAUCAAUUCUCAAUGCUGGUAUUACCCAACUGCUGGUGGUGGAAAAGGACACCAGAUUUAUUCCUGGGUUGCAGUUGUUGGCUGAAGCAGCUCCUGGGAAGAUGAAGAUUGUUCACGGAGACAUUCUGACCUAUAAAAUGGAAAGGGCUUUUCCAAAGGAACUUCAAACUGAGUGGAAAGAUGGUCCACCAAACGUGCACAUUAUCGGUAACCUUCCAUUCAAUGUUUCCACUCCACUCAUCAUCCGAUGGCUGGAAAAUGUGGCAAACAAGACUGGCCCUUUUUUCUAUGGGAGAACACAGAUGACACUAACGUUUCAAAAGGAAGUUGCAGAGCGCCUUAUAGCUAGCACUGGCAGUAGGCAAAGAAGCAGACUGUCCAUAAUGGCUCAGUACUUGUGUAAUGUGAAGAGCUGCUUUAUGAUUCCUGGCAGAGCCUUUGUUCCAAAACCUAAGGUGGAUGUAGGAGUUAUUCAUUUUACCCCUCUGAUGGAACCACAGAUUAACCAACCUUUCAAGUUGGUGGAAAAAGUAGUGAGAUGCGUCUUCAGCUUCAGGAGAAAAUACUGCCACAGAGGAAUUGCGAUUUUAUUUCCUGAAUCUCAAAGGAAAGAGUUAACAGACCAGAUGAUUGACGUGGCUGAUGUGGACCCACUGCUGCGGCCAGUCGAACUUUCCAUACCUCAUUUUCGGAGACUUUGUGAUGCAUAUGGACAAUUGUGUGCCGAACACCCACAUCUGUUCACUUACAACUUCAGAGAAGAAUUACGGCAAAAGAAGCUUUCACGUAAUAAAAUGCAGAGGAAAGUCAAACACAUCCCUGACAGAGCGGAGAUGGAACCUGAGACUGGAUAAAAUGUCAUGAAUGGCAGUUGAACUAUUUUAACAUUAAACAUCAAAUCAUACUGUGCUUUUUGAUCAGAUUUCUGAAAGUAUCAAUUAUAUUGCUGAAAGAUA